GCACUUGUCAGAGGUCAGUGGUUUAUUCCCGUCCCUCCGGUUUCCUCAAUGCACUCUAAAGACCUCCACCACUUGAACAUCCUACUAACAUAGGCCUAGGAUUACGCCGCGGCGUGUACACUUCUACUUUCCCACUGACAUGCGCAGUUAGGUCAUCAACAAACUCACAUGUGGUCAGUGAGAUACUUGGUGAGAUUGCUAACACGAGGCUACAGCCAUAGGAAGAUGAAGCUCAUUGGCACACAUAAUGGAACAUUUCACUGCGAUGAAGUACUUGCCUGCUUCCUUCUAAAACAGCUGAAAGAGUACCGUGAUGCAGAAAUAGUCAGGACCCGGGACCCAGCAGUGCUACAGACUUGUGAUGUUGUGGUAGAUGUGGGUGGGCUGUACGAUCCCAGCACUCACAGAUAUGACCACCAUCAAAGAUCUUUCUCGGAGAGCAUGAAGACUUUGCGCCCAGGGAAGACUUGGGGGACAAAACUGAGCAGUGCUGGUCUAGUGUACCUUCAUCAUGGUCAGCAGAUCCUGGCUCAGACUCUUGAGACGGCGGUGGAUGACCCCAUUACAGACCUGGUGUAUGACAAAGUCUAUGAGCACUUUGUGGAGGAGAUUGAUGCUGUAGACAAUGGGAUCAGUGUGUCAGAUGGGGUCCCAAGGUAUAUUAUAUCCACAACCAUCAGUAACCGUGUUGGAUAUUUAAACCCAAAGUGGAAUGAGCCAGAUGUUGAUGAAGAGGAGUGUUUUAAAAAAGCGAUGACAUUGGUGGGAGAAGAGUUCCUGGAUAGGGUUCUGUAUUACAAAAAUGCAUGGCUGCCAGCUCGGGUGAUAGUGGAAGAAGCAGUCAAAAAUAGGCUACAGAUUGACACGAGUGGAGAGGUCGUCGCCCUGGAGAAGGGUGGCUGUCCAUGGAAGGAUCAUCUCUUCUCUCUGGAGACAGAACUGUUUGUUGACCCCCUUGUCAAGUUUGUUCUCUACCCAGACUCCAACAACAAGUGGAGAGUACAGUGUGUGCCUGUCCGGCUCGGCUCUUUUGAGAACAGGUUAUCAUUGCCAGAACAAUGGCGAGGGGUUCGAGAUGAAGAGCUGUCCAAACUCACAGGUAUCCCUGGAUGUGUUUUUGUCCACGCCAAUGGUUUUAUCGGUGGCAAUGUCUCAUAUGAAGGUGCAUUGGAAAUGGCAAGGCAGGCGUUAAAGAAACAGUCUGGGGCGCUCUAAAGCAUGGAGACAUUCCCAGUGGAGGUACUGAGAAGUUUCGCAGUUACCAUCGUGGAGGGCAGCUGAAUUACUGUUGGUUCGUGAGGCAAUAGUCUCAGUAACUAUCUACAUCCAAGAGUUUCGUCU
Messenger RNA from Liolophura sinensis, 1341 nucleotides. Its product is annotated as MYG1 exonuclease-like. NCBI's taxonomy places the organism in Eukaryota, Metazoa, Mollusca, Polyplacophora, Chitonida, Chitonidae. Bases 169 to 1215 code for a protein of 348 amino acids. The record is from RefSeq and is a predicted model, not a curated record. Gene Ontology annotation, cellular component: nucleus; cytoplasm. The transcript is spliced from 9 exons.